AUGCUCAAUCCAAUUAUUUAUUCAUUCACUGUGAAAGAAUACAAACGAACAGCACUCAAGAUGGUGCUACCCCUUUGGAAGAUUGCACAUCGCUGUGUACCGCCGCUUGUACGUGCUCCACCGGAACAUCUGACAUCGAAAUUUCUACGUAACGGUGCAAGAGCCGAACGUUUCAAGCCACGUGUUUACGCAAAACGUACUGUACGUAUUCGUGUGCCGACCGUUCGAAAUUCCUUCAAAAACCGGCGUCAAAAAUCAUCCGAUGCAAAAUCGGAGGAAACAACAACGACCGCUGUACUGAACGGAACAACAUCUACUGAGGGAAACGCAAUACCGGCAAAGGACUGGAGUAGCAGUGUGGAUGGAGAUACCAUUGAACGUGAGGAAGAAGUGGACCAAGUGAUCGAGGAUCAGCAGCUGAUACGAGCGCAGAACCUGGGAGACGAUAUUCGCAGCCGGGAUACCUCGAAGAAGAACCUCCCAAAACCGUUCAUAUCGAAGAAAGGAAAGUUUAACAAAGCGAAACCACCAUCUCUGUUGCCAGUUAAGGAGGAGGAAGCUUUUGCGCAAGUUACCGACCUGUAA
Messenger RNA from Gongylonema pulchrum, 585 nucleotides. The record is from the annotation of a GenBank genome assembly. Lineage: Eukaryota; Metazoa; Nematoda; Chromadorea; Rhabditida; Gongylonematidae.